Molecule: messenger RNA, 846 nt
Organism: Malania oleifera
Lineage: Eukaryota; Viridiplantae; Streptophyta; Magnoliopsida; Santalales; Ximeniaceae
Exons: 4
Coding region: 1-846 (281 amino acids)
Source: RefSeq, a predicted model, not a curated record
AUGUGCAAUGGGAUGUUCUUCUGUAAGGAACCAGAUGAGAGCUUAUCAUUUUUAGACUAUCUAGCUCAGAGUGCUCAGCAAUGGAACACGCAUCCUGAAUUGGCACCGAUAGCAGCACAACCUCUCCGAGUAAUUAGUGGUGGAGACCGAUACGAGGUCAAAGAGGAGACUAGCUUCCAAGCUCUGGUUGCUGCGUUGUCUAAGAAACUGGAAGUUAUGGAAUCAGAGAAAGAAAAAUCUAAGCCUCAGCCGAAUCCCCAGGUAUAUAGACAGCAACAGCAACCGGUGCACCAUGUUUCAGGGGAUACGUUUGAGUCAGUAAAGGUAGUUAUUACCUUGCAAAGUGGAAAAGAAGUUUCCCGUCCUGAAAUGCCCACUGACCAACAAACAGCCGCGCCGGCACCUGAGGUGACAGAUGAGAUAGUUAAAGGAAAAGAAAAAUCAGAUGAGGCCAGCUUAUGUUUAAAAAAAGAACUACUCAAGCUUUUGUUCGAGAACAUGACACAUGAAAUGAACGUGUUUAAUAAAACGCCGACUGGGCUUGAGGAAUCAGAGGUACACGCAGUAGACAUGGUGGAUGACUUGGAUGCAUUGGAGCUAUUUUCAGCAGUUCGUCUAGAUGGUGCAUGUAAAAGUGAAGCUCCUAGACAACUUGAGGACAAGCGACAGUUCUUUUCAGAAGUCAAGAUUAUAUUUGAGAAGAUGGGUUGUCCUAACUGCAAAGCAUGGCUCGAGGAAUUGGAUGAUACACGCUGGGCUUACCGAGCUGCAAUCAAGAGAAUUUCCAGAAUGACUCCAUACAGGUUGAUUUACGAUAAGGCAUGUGAUGUACCUGUUAAAAUUUAG